Messenger RNA from Closterium sp. Yama58-4, 783 nucleotides. NCBI's taxonomy places the organism in Eukaryota, Viridiplantae, Streptophyta, Zygnematophyceae, Desmidiales, Closteriaceae. The record is from the annotation of a GenBank genome assembly.
AUGAGGUGGCUUUUGAGUCGACUCAAAAGUCACCUCUAUGGCGUAGGUUUACGGCACCUACUCCCCUUCCACCCUAAUAUUCCACCUCCUUUUGCUUCUCCUCCUCUUGUUCCCCGCCCAUCCCGUCCACCAGAUUCCUUCACGUGUCGCCAGCUCGCCACCAACCCAUGUGCCCCGGGGGUGUGCAUCGAUGACACAGACGGCACCUUUUCCUGCCUCUGCCCCUCGCCCUACUUCCCCUUCUACUUCUACCCCAAAGGCGCUGCCCGCUGUUACCAUUUGCGAUUGGCUGCGACUCGAAUGCCCACCUUCCUGUCACCCUACGGCCUCACAUGCGCUCUCAUCCUCAACACCUAUGGGCUUACCCAGGCAGAAUUCUUCACCCAAAACAAGGGGUUCCAGUGCCGAGCGCCCAUCCCUGUAGGCACACUGGUCAACGUCACGAGCCGGGCUUUCUCCCAAUGCACUUCCAUGUACACUGCUAAUUAUGGUGACACGUGUGACUCACUCAACGCCCUCUUCUCCACGCAGAUACAGCCGCUCAACCCUGCCCUCACCUGCUCCGAUGGGCCCAGACCCGGCCAGCUCCUCUGCAUAGCCUUCAACCAGACGUGUGCCCGUGACUGUCCUCCAGGGCCCGCAGAGCUGCCAGCAGCUGUGGCGGGCGUUUGCCAUCGCCUCCCCCACGCGCUUCUUCCAGUUGAAUCCCGGUUUCUCGUGCGACUCGCUGCUGCCUUACAGCCCCCUGCAGGGGAAUAUGAUGAGAAGGUUUUGUGUGGCUAG